Molecule: messenger RNA, 1745 nt
Organism: Carica papaya (papaya)
Lineage: Eukaryota; Viridiplantae; Streptophyta; Magnoliopsida; Brassicales; Caricaceae
Product: Major facilitator superfamily protein
Biological process (GO): transmembrane transport; dipeptide transport
Cellular component (GO): membrane
Molecular function (GO): tripeptide transmembrane transporter activity; dipeptide transmembrane transporter activity
Source: RefSeq, a predicted model, not a curated record
AAUGUCCCGUUUCAUGCGCAGAGCUUCCAUGACUGAUAGCUCAUCUGUGGCCGCUGUCAUGACGGACAGUGAUCAUGGAGAUCCAGAGAAAGCCAUCUCCGCCGAUCAAAAACCUUCCAAAGGUGGCUGGAAUGCCGCCAUUUUCAUCAUCUUUGUGGAGAUGGCAGAGAGAUUUGCUUUCUACGGGCUGGCGGGCAAUCUGAUCACAUACCUAACAACUGAUCUGGGAGAAGGUGUUGCAGAAGCAGCCAAAAAUAUCAAUACCUGGAUUGGUCUCUCUGCUCUCUUCCCAUUUUUCGGAGGCUUCCUCGCCGACUCUUUUCUGGGUCGAUUCAAGACUAUCCUCUUCUCCUCCUUCGUAUACCUCACAGGAAUGGUGAUAUUGGUGUUGUCUGUAUCGACAGUUGGUGAGCAAUAUAGGAAAGCAGUAUUUUUCACAGGACUGUAUAUAUUAGCGGUAGGUGAAGGUGGACACAAGCCAUGCGUCCAGACUUUUGCUGCUGACCAAUUCGACGAGACCAGCCCUGAGGAAAAAAACGCUAAGAGCUCCUUCUUUAACUGGUGGUAUUUGGGGAUUGUUUUCGGAUCAUCUGCAGCCAUCCUAGUUGUCAUUUAUGUCCAGGAUCGUGUCGGUUGGACGGCAGGAUUUAGCGUGCUUGCCGGGGCAGUGGGACUUGCAUUGGGAUUGUUUCUGGCCGGAGUAAGACGGUACCGGAAGCAAAUUCCGGUGGGAAGUCCGGUGACCAAGAUGGCGCAGGUGUUCGUCGCCGCCGCGAGGAAGUGGCGCGUCACAGAGACGCGCGGGAUUUGUUACCAAGAUGAAGAAGAUGAUGAUAAAGGAACUACCCUGGCGCCUACCCAUCAGUUCAGGUUUCUGGACAAGGCAGCGAUUAUCGAUAACACAGACAACUCGAACAAAACCAGAAACCGUUGGCGAUUAUGCUCGAUGAACCAAGUGGAAGAAGUAAAGCUUGUCAUUCGUCUUAUACCCGUAUGGUUAUGUUGCCUGAUGUUUAGCGCUACACUGGUUCAGCUACACACGUUUUUCACCAAGCAGGGAAGUACAAUGGUAAGAUCCAUUGGGUCGCACUUUACCCUUCCCGCAGCUUCUAUCCAGUGCCUUAUAGGUCUCACCAUUCUCGUCUUUGUCCCCAUCUACGAUCGAAUUUUCAUCCCUGUCAUAAGAAAAAUAACCGGACACCCAUCAGGAUUAACCAUCUUGCAGAGAAUAGGAGUUGGUUUAUUUCUGUCGGUGCUCAACAUGGCUGUCUCCGGUCUCGUCGAGGCCAAAAGGGUUAACGUAGCGAGAGACCACGGCCUGACGGACAUGCCGAGAGCGAUAGUGCCCGUAAGUGUAUGGUGGUUACUUCCCCAGUACGUUAUCAGCGGAAUCGCUGAUGUUUUCACCGUGAUUGGACUGCAAGAACUGUUUUACGAUCAAAUGCCUACUGGAAUGAGAAGUUUUGGCGCUGCGGCUUAUAUGGGCGUGAUUGGGGUUGGAAGCUUUCUCAACAGUGCAAUUAUAUCCGUCGUGCAAUCCGUCACCUCAAAACAUGGGGAUAAAUGGCUGGUUGAUAAUCUUAAUCGAGCUCAUCUUGAUUACUUUUACUGGGUCUUAGCAGGAUUGAAUGCUUUGAAUCUGUGUGUUUACAUAUGGAUUUCUAAGGGGUUUGUGUACAAAAAAGUGCACUGGGAAGAUCAGACAGAAGAUGAGGAAUUGAGCUCCUCUAAUGGAAGCAUGUGAA